AUGGCGUCCGUGGAGACGUACGUCGCGGACUACGCGAAUCCGUCGCACGCGAAGACGGUGAGCGACCUCCUGAACGGGUACGCGCUCGACCAGUUCGGGAACAGCGGACCGCUCCCCGACGAGAUUCGCGCCAAGCUGUGCGCCGAGCUCGCGAACGUUCCCGGCGCGUUCAGCGUCGUCGCGACGAUCGCGGGCGAGGCCGUGGGGUUGAUUAACGCGUUCAUGGGGUUCAGCACGUUCAAGUGCAAGCCGCUCGUGAACGUGCACGACGUGUUCGUCUCGCCGGAGCAUCGAAGGAAGGGCGUGACGCAGGCGAUGAUGGCGAGGGUGCAAGCCAUCGCGAUCGAGAGAGGCGCGUGCAAGCUCACGCUGGAGGUGCUCGCGAACAACCCGAACGCGAUGGGGUCGUACAAGAAGUUCGGGUUUAAAUCUUACGAGCUCGACCCGGAGCUCGGCGUCGCGCACUUCUGGGAGAAGAAGCUCGAGUGA
Molecule: messenger RNA, 489 nt
Organism: Micromonas pusilla CCMP1545
Lineage: Eukaryota; Viridiplantae; Chlorophyta; Mamiellophyceae; Mamiellales; Mamiellaceae
Exons: 1
Coding region: 1-489 (162 amino acids)
Molecular function (GO): acyltransferase activity, transferring groups other than amino-acyl groups
Source: RefSeq, a predicted model, not a curated record